AUGGGUUUCAAAUAUAUUUUACUGACCUCUUUCCUGGUUGGCAUUGCUGCCGGCGAUGAUAUUGUACUUAACAAAAAACGAUUUCCAAAGGAUUUUAUGUUCGGAGUGAGUACUGCGGCGUAUCAAAUUGAAGGUGCCUGGAACGAAGAUGGUAAAGGAGAAACUAACUGGGACCAUUUUACUCACCAAGUCCCAUCUCCCAUAUUGAAUAACGACACAGGCGAUGUAGCCUGCGAUUCUUACCAUAAAAUAAAAGAAGAUGUGGCUUUAUUAAAAUAUUUAGGAGUUACGCAUUAUAGAUUUUCUAUAUCGUGGGCAAGAGUUCUUCCAACAGGCUACAUCAACAAAAUAAACCCAGCAGGUAUCAACUAUUAUAAAAGUCUGCUCAAAGAACUCAAAGCCAACAACAUUAUACCUGUAGUAACAUUACUUCACUUCGAUACCCCACAAGCGAUAGAAGAAAUAGGAGGUUGGGUGAACGAGUGGGUAGUCGACCGAUUCGUGGAAUAUGCCGAAGUGUGUUUUAAAAAUUUUGGAGAAUACGUGCAGUAUUGGACAACUUUUAAUGAGCCCGUAUUAAUGUGUAUUAUGGGUUAUGGGAUGGGUAUUACCGCACCUGGAAGGAAAACUAGCGGGGUUGGAGAGUACCUUUGUGCUCAUAAUGUUAUCAGAGCCCAUGCCAAGGUCUUUCAUAAAUAUAAGGAUGUCUACAACCCAACUGGAAAAGGUUUGAUAGGAAUAUCUUUGGUUACUGCUUGGAAUGACCCCAAAACUGACAAGCCGGAGGACAUCGAAGCUGCUAAUAGGCUUAUGCUGUUCACUUUUGGCUGGUUCGCACAUCCAAUCGUAUUCGGCUCCUAUCCACAAGAAAUGGAAAAAAAAGUUACCAAUAGAAGUAGUUCCCAGGGAUACUCAGGAUCCCGUCAUCCUGGAUUUACUGAUGAAGAAUCGAAAUAUGUUGCAGGUACAGCGGACUACUUUGGAAUUAACUAUUACACAUCUGUACUAAUUGAACAUUAUGAAGAUGAACACAAAAACGAUUCAUCCUGGGCAGGUGAUACUGAAGUGAUUCAAUUCCAACCAGAUGACUGGGAGGAUACAAUAGUCAAUAUGUUUAAAGUUUACCCACAAGGUAUUUACAAACUUGUAAAAUGGGUUUCCAAGACUUACAAUAAUAUACCGAUCAUUAUUACUGAAAAUGGAUAUCCCGAUGACGGAUCAACAUUACAGGAUGACAAGCGUAUUAGUUAUAUUAAGCGUCAUCUAAGUAAGUUGAGAGACGCGCUGGAUGAAGGAGUUAAUCUCAUUGGUUACACUUACUGGAGUUUCAUGGACAAUUUUGAAUGGUUGAGCGGAUAUUCAGUAAAGUUUGGUGUCUUUGCCAUUGACUUUAACAGUCCCAACAGGACCAGAACACCUAGAAAAUCUGCUGAGUAUCUCAAAAAUGUGUACGCGACCAGAUGCAUUUUGGAAGACAAUUCUCAAUGUAUUGAUUAA
Diabrotica balteata is the source of this 1497-nucleotide messenger RNA. Lineage: Eukaryota; Metazoa; Arthropoda; Insecta; Coleoptera; Chrysomelidae. The record is from the annotation of a GenBank genome assembly.